Nelumbo nucifera (sacred lotus) is the source of this 2075-nucleotide messenger RNA. RefSeq names its product fucosyltransferase 13 (gene FUT13). The record is from RefSeq and is a predicted model, not a curated record. Gene Ontology annotation, molecular function: alpha-(1->3)-fucosyltransferase activity. Lineage: Eukaryota; Viridiplantae; Streptophyta; Magnoliopsida; Proteales; Nelumbonaceae. Gene Ontology annotation, cellular component: membrane.
CGGGAUUUGAUUCAGCGGAAUCCUAUUCUAAUUCCACUUCCCAUCAUAGUUAGAACCAACGAUUCAAUUCAAGCUUCAAAGACAAACCAGACUACCAGAGUGUCGGAAAGUUUACCCGGUCAUUUCAUGACUCGCCCACAUAACCGAGUUAACUCGUCCGAUUGGGGAACAAAGUCUCCGACGAAGACAACGGCACGCUCCACAAAUUAGUCUUCCAUUUGACCUGAUCAAACCGUAAACACAUUCGCUUAAGUCUAAUUUGUUGACUACCCAGACAAAACCAAAGACAAAUUAAAUCUCGGUAAUGUUAAGUUAACGCUUCUCAUGGAGAUCUACUGAUCUCUCUCUCUCUCUCUCUGUCUCUCUCUCUCUCUGAGUGGAGGAAGAGAGACCCAAUUUAGCAGUGGGUUUUUCCUUCCCAUCAUGCUAGUUAAAUCCAUCAACUGUGUCGUCGUGGCAAUUAUGUUGGGUUUUGCUAUUUUGAUCCUCUUCGGAUCUGGGUUCCUCGAAUUUCCAUCUGUCUCCUCUCCCAUUUCAUCCUUUUCUGAAUCCAAAAUUUCGGAUAAAGGGGUUCCAGAUCCGUUCACAAGCUUGGUGGGCGCAUUUAGAAAGUGGGAUUAUGAGGUGGGCUGUGCUCGAUUUAAGGAAAAGUACAAAGGGUCGUCCACAAAUGGCUCUUCUUUGCAGGAUGUUGAUGGUGCUAUCGAUUGUGGAGAGUUGAAGAUGAAUCAUGUUAUUGUUCUGGUUAAAGGGUGGACCUGGAUUCCAGAUAAUUUGGAUAAUCUUUAUCCAUGCCGAUGUGGGUUGAGCUGCCUCUGGACCAAGUCCCCUGUGCUGGCCGAUAAGCCCGAUGCGUUGUUGUUUGAGACCACUACACCUCCAUCUCUGAGGCGCAAAGGUGACCCGCUUCGUGUUUACAUGGAUCUUGAGGCAGGCAGGAGACGAUCAGGCCUGGAGGAUAUUUUCAUUGGUUAUCAUGCUAAAGAUGAUGUCCAAUCAACUUAUGCUGGCACCCUCUUCCAUAACAGUCGAAAUUAUCACCUAUCCUCAUCUAAGCGGAAUGAUACGCUUGUUUACUGGUCUUCCUCAAGGUGCCUUUCUCAUAGAAACCAACUGGCCAUGAGUCUCCUUAAAUUCCUACCUUACCACUCCUUUGGCAAGUGCUUGAACAAUGUUGGGGGCCUAGAUAAGGCGCUUGAUUUCUAUCCAGAAUGUGCCAAUGCUAACUCACCUCCCAAGUGGUGGGAUCAUCUUCACUGUGCAAUGUCACACUACAAGUUCGUACUUGCAAUUGAGAACACUGUUACAGAAAGCUAUGUGACCGAGAAACUAUUUUAUGCCCUAGAUGCAGGUGCUGUUCCAAUCUAUUUUGGUGCAUCAAAUGUGUUGGACUUUGUCCCCCCUCAUUCAAUAAUAGAUGGGACUAAAUUUAGCUCCAUGGAGAAACUAGCUUCCUACGUGAAAGCCCUUGCAAAUGACCCGGUUGCUUAUGCAGAGUACCAUGCAUGGAGGAGGUGUGGUGUAUUGGGAAGCUAUGGGAAGACCCGUGCAGCAAGCCUCGACACAUUGCCAUGCCGGCUAUGUGAGGCUGUAAGUAGAAGAGGGGGGAGGAAUGAAAGAACGCUGUGAAAACUUUAUAUGAGUUUUCUUACUUGAAGGGGAUACAAUUUCUUUAUAAUGAUUGUUGUAACGUCCAUGAGGGCAAGACAUCUUUGCUGAUUACAAAUCAUGAAUAUUUUUAUCAGGAAGUUGUGCAGGAGGCCUCAAGGAAGAGGAUGCUAAGCUCUUUCAAUUCUAUCUAGCAAUGGCUUGCUUACUCAUCAAUCUGGACCAUUCUCAUUCAAUCAGUUAGUCACCAUCUCUUGGACAUGUCUGGCCCAGAAACAAACGGCAACUUCUGGUUGUGAUGAAAAGAUUUUUGUUCCUUUGAGCGAUGCUUGUAUAUUCCACACCGUUAUGUAUUAAUUUUAGUCAGAGCUUUAGUAUUGUUGAUAGGUUGGUCCGGCAUAAUGUUUUAUAUGCGCUAUUUAUGGACUCAUUUGAUUUUUCCUCAAUCCCCAUGUUAGCUUUCCUCA